AGGUGUUUUGUCGAUGUUUGUUGGAAGGUGACAAUUUGUUGUAAGCACUAUGCUCUUUGCAACACAUCUUCGUGGAGCUCUUUCCAUUCUUAGAAGAAGCGUUUCCUAUCUGCCCAAGAAGCACAAUUACUACGAUGUGCUCGGCGUCAAACGUGAUGCAACCAUGGAAGAAAUCCAGAGUGCUUUCAUAAGAAAAACGAACGAGCUUCAUCCAGACCGCAUGUCCAAACCGAAAGACAAACGGUUACGAUGGCGAAGAAACUCCGACACUGAAUUGUUUAUGGAGGUAAAGGAGGCCUAUGAUUGUUUACGUAAACCAGAAAAGCGAGCAGCCUAUGAUGACACGCUAGAUACCAGCGAAGGAUUCUUGAUGGAGGCUACUGCCUCGAAAUAUAAAGAGGAAACUAUUGUGGAUCUGAACAGGGCUAAAAAUGAUUGCUAUAUGGGACCACGAGGACCACAUUCUCCACCUUCGCAUCAUUUCAGAGAUUUGGAAGAAGAAUAUUAUAGAGAGAAACACAGGAAUCGCAUCUUGGUCAUUCUUGGUGGAGUGGUAGUUGUACUGAUUCUAUUCAACAUUGGCUAUGUUUGGAUUUUGCGGCGAAAACAGCGCAAAGCUCUAGAAGAUUCAGCGAAAAGUUGAUAGUUGUUUAUAGUCAUUUGUGCCAGUUUUUUCUUCGUAUAGUUUAUGUACUAGCCUUUUUAUAGAUGGUGUAAGUCCUGAAGCCGCGGGUCUUCUGAGCAAUUAGUCUUUAUUUUUAUUUAGGCUAUUGAAUUUUCCUCUAUAUAUAUAGUUACCUCGUAGGUGAUAGCCUUUUUGAUCUGUGAGAUUCUGUCUUACCUCGGA
Messenger RNA from Cylicocyclus nassatus, 847 nucleotides. NCBI's taxonomy places the organism in Eukaryota, Metazoa, Nematoda, Chromadorea, Rhabditida, Strongylidae. The record is from the annotation of a GenBank genome assembly.